Chionomys nivalis (European snow vole) is the source of this 483-nucleotide messenger RNA. RefSeq names its product SET domain containing 9 (gene Setd9). NCBI's taxonomy places the organism in Eukaryota, Metazoa, Chordata, Mammalia, Rodentia, Cricetidae. The record is from RefSeq and is a predicted model, not a curated record.
AUGGAAACUUUCCCUAUUUCUCAUAUCCUUCGAUACAUUCCAGAGAAGUCCAAAGACAAAAUUAUCCCGUGUGCACAUGGACCAGGAAUGUUACUGAAGGUUUCCCAGGCUCUAUUUUUAAAUAACUGCCGGAAACAAUCAGAUCUCUUACUGCUUCCAGAGCCUGGUGAGCCAAAAUCUCAACACCUCCUGGGAGUUCAGCAUCACAGGGUUAAGCUGCUUAAAAGCAGAUGCCACUAGCAAAGUCUCUUUAAACCAGAAGAUGUGCUCUGUAAGACCUUGGGCUCACUGAUUUCUGAAGGAAGAGGUGUCUUGUCACUAAAGGACUGGUAACAAGGGGCAGUUGUGGCUAUGCAUUCUGGGAACAUAGGUCAGAAGUAUGGGUCAAUCUUUUUCCAGUCCUUUGGAAAUCCAUUUAUUUUUGCUUAUGGCAUAUUCAUUGAUGGAAAUGACAAAGUAGUAUCAAAAAUUGUAUUCAGGUAG